AUCAUGCUCUGUUUUCCACUGCUGUAUAGAAAUAAACCUAGUCGACAGUGGGUUCAUGAUUCCGAACCGUGAUACUUACUAUAUGGGUUUCUGCUAUACUUUAUUUGGAGUUUUCCAUUACUUGGCUGAGUCUGAGAUUCAUUUUCCAGUAUUGUGGGGCGGGGCGUUUGGGUGCCGCUGCCAAGAAUGGGAAAAGUGAGCAACAUGUUCCUGUUUCCGGAAACACAGAAAUUACCGUAAAUAGUUGCAGUUGUGCUAAUCACUGACAAGCUUCGUGAUGGCCAAGCGGACGAAGACGAUACAGGUGUGCCUGGUGGUCAUUCCCAUGGUUUUGGCCGUUUGUUGCACCGGCAUGAAAGUUUACAAAAAGUUGGGUGAUGACACUGUCCUCAAGCCUAAUACAGACCUGAAAGGCCCUAUCAAAAGCAUAUUGUGGAAACAUGGUAUCGACAUCGCCAUCGAAUGGGAUGCAGAAGGUGUUGUGGCAUAUCGUCAAUUCCAAAAUCGCACAAAGCUGAACAAUGUGAAUGGGGAGCUGACCAUCAUGGGUUUGACUCAGAAUGACAGUGGCAUAUACACAGCAGAGAUCAACUCUGUCCCUUACACUCCAACUCAUCUCGCUGUUAUUUUGUCUGUCCCCGAGCCGAAGGUCGUAACAUCAUGUAAUACCGAGGAGACAAUUUGUACUUUGACAUGUGCCGGCAACACCACGGGGGCUGAACCUGUCACCUACACCUGGAUGUUUGGCCAUGCAGAGGAGACAAACUCAUCCAUGGAGCGCAUCAUGCAGAAGGAAACAUUAAGUGCAGACGAGAUCAAGUGUGAACUGCAGAAUCCAGUCAGCACUAAGCGCAGCCCGUCUGCUAACAACCCAUUUCUCACUGUUUCAACAGAGGGUGCAGGGAAUCUGAAGGUAAACACAGGCCUGACAGUCUUCACUUGUCUCCUGACUGCUAUUAUAUUAGUGGUGCUCAUUCACAAAUGUAAAACAGGGAAGUGGUUCUUUCAAAAAGCAUCCAUGCCGUGGGAAGCAGAUUUCUGGAGGAAGCAGGAAAGGCAACAUGAGAGUCGAGGCACUCACGAAUCAAACGGCACUACAGCCUAUCAAGAGAAGACACUAGCGGAAGAGGAAAGACCAAUGACGUAGAUGGCCCACACCAGAGAUUAGUCUUUAAGCAGUUGUGCAUGCUUUUCUACAAUUGUCAUUUUAGAUGUAUGGUUGAUGAAUGCGUCGUGAAUUUGAGCAGACAAAAAAGGGAAAGCAGGAAUGUAAGGAAAUUGAAAAGUGAACUCUAGACAAUACCAGGAAAUCCUUCAGGGUGUGCUAUAUUGUGUUGGUCAACACGCCUGACACCAGGACUGUAGGCUUUUCAUCCGUGGGUAGCACUGUGGAGCGUGAAUGAAUGCACUGAUGGGAGGGAGUGAAUGUUGGGAGACGCCAUUGCCAAUCAACAAUCGCAUCAUUGUGCAUUUGUGAUGCAUUUACCUCCACUUGGCUGCUUUUGACCAUUUUUAACCCAUUUAGGAUUUGUGCAAAUAAUUUCAAAUCAUUUUUAUCGGGUACAUGAAGACUGUUACAUCCAACUAUUCUAGGUUUUAUUGAAUGCUUUUGAAGUAAUGCCUCAAGCAGUUUUUGUAUACUGUUGUCCAUACAUUUGUAGGUAUUCAUUCUUAUUUUGGUUUAUAAAUGUCAUGAGCAUUGCAUAUUUUUUAUUACAUAAUCAAAUAAAAAACUAAAUAUCACUAUCAAA
This is a messenger RNA of Corythoichthys intestinalis (scribbled pipefish), 1751 nucleotides long. Its product is annotated as carcinoembryonic antigen-related cell adhesion molecule 21-like. The coding region runs from base 278 to 1147 and encodes 289 amino acids. The record is from RefSeq and is a predicted model, not a curated record. The transcript has 12 exons. NCBI's taxonomy places the organism in Eukaryota, Metazoa, Chordata, Actinopteri, Syngnathiformes, Syngnathidae.